CUCACACGCAUCCCAUCUGUUUCGCAUCACAACCUGCCUCACUGCCCUGGGCGCAGGGCAUGCAAGGAAGGUCACGCCCAACCGGCUGCUGCGUCGUUAAGGUGAAAAAAAGAACCGCCCUUUUGCCCGCGUUUGACGACUUGCCAGCCCCUCCUCCCUCCUUCUCAAGCUCCAGCGCCCCGCCAGUCCACCUCUCACUCCUUGUCCCAGCAUUGUAGCGUGUGUGAGGUGAGGGUUCCGUCCACAAGUACACUCGCAACUUGACUCCGCAGCAACACAAAUCGGACAACUCAUCAACAACGUCCGACAACGAGCGAUCCCUCGACCUUCACGCGCUACCCCUCUCCGCCAGGCGUUGCACAUCAAGCAGCCUUGGGAGCAUUUUAUAACGGACAUCAGCCAUCAUUCCGAACUUGAACAGCGCUAGCCGACCGGCUGCUUCCCUGGUGCCUUAAAGCGUCCAAGUAGCAGCAGACAUUCAUGGACGACACAAGCAUGCAGACCCCUGGUGAUGCACUGUCCUAUAUAACCCCAAUUGGUUACUCUAACUCGUCCCGCUGUGGUUAUUGUGGCCGUCAAGGCAAGAGCUUCUCCUACUAUGCUAAAGCCACAUCUCUCACACCCGAAUACUACCAGACCCUGCUGGACCACUAUUGGAGGCGCUCCGGGACGACCCUCUACCGGCCGGAUCAGCUCCAUGCGUGUUGUGUUCACUAUACCCUCAGGCUGGACUCCACCCAGUUCAAGCCCACCCGGGAUCAGCGUCAGACGAUCAACCGCUUCAACAAGUUUCUAACGGGAGAGGCUUACACGAAGGAGGCGGCCCGUCUCCACCCACUGACACGUGAGCAGGCGAGGAAGCGGGAUUCCGAAUUUGAUCUGAUCGAGAGGGUUCACGAGGCCGAGUACGACUCGCUGCACAUACCUCCCGAGCCUGCUCACGUCUUCACUGUCACACUGGAGCAUGACGACUUCACCGAUGAAAAAUAUCUGGUUUACGAAAACUAUCAGCGCGUCGUUCACAAGGAGCAGCCUGGAGAAAUUUCCCGGCGUGGCUUCCAACGUUUUCUGUGCGAGUCUCCCGUCGAGCGCAAGACAAUUACGACGGCCGAUGGCAAAGAGAAACGCCUCGGCUCCUUUCAUCAGUGCUACCGAUUAGAUGGUAAAUUGGUGGCCAUCGGCGUCUUGGAUCUGCUUCCUCACUGCGUCAGCGCCGUGUACUUCCUCUACCACGAGUCCAUUCACAAGUAUGCUCCGGGAAAGCUAGGCGCUAUUCGUGAGAUCGCCCUGGCACGCGAAGGUGGCUAUCGUUACUGGUAUCCCGGCUUCUAUAUCCACACGUGUCCCAAAAUGCGUUACAAGAUGGACUACACACCGCAGUACAUUCUGGACCCAGAGACCCUGACUUGGGACCUAGUGGACAAACGAGUCACGGACCUUCUAGACAAGAAGCAGUACCUAAGCUUGUCCAAAGAGAAGCCGGAUAGUCCUAGAAAUGAUGGCUUCAAGGAAACCGCGGAAAGGGCCAUAGGAGGCAGCCAGCUUACCGGAGAAACCCCCAUGAACGAGAGCGACGACGACGAUGUGGAUACUUUCCUCUUCAAUACAGGCAUGCCGGGUGUCAUGUCUCUGGAUGAGAUCCGUUCCUUCGAUCAGAUGGACCACCUCAAGUUGCGUAUAGACGGCUCCGGCAUGCUCUUUGAGACAGGCGAUUUGGUGGCCUGGCAGCGUCAGGAUGUUGGGGCCAGCGGGUCUUUGAAAGCCGGCAUCGCGGAGUUGGUGGCGGCUUUAGGGCCCGCUUUGGUGAAUGAUCUGGUGGUGGACUUUUGGAAUCCCCGUCUGUGAGUAGGUUCUGUGGCAUGGGUGGUGCGACUGUCUUAUCAACAACGUCUGUGUACACUACGGCUCCGCCGCACCGGUCCAAAUUUUUUACAUUCCAGUAAUAAAUCGUAUCGAUGCUUUGAAU
This is a messenger RNA of Colletotrichum destructivum, 1966 nucleotides long. RefSeq names its product Putative N-end aminoacyl transferase, N-end rule aminoacyl transferase, acyl-CoA N-acyltransferase. NCBI's taxonomy places the organism in Eukaryota, Fungi, Ascomycota, Sordariomycetes, Glomerellales, Glomerellaceae. Bases 481 to 1845 code for a protein of 454 amino acids. Gene Ontology annotation, cellular component: cytoplasm. The record is from RefSeq and is a predicted model, not a curated record. Gene Ontology annotation, biological process: protein arginylation. The transcript has 3 exons. Gene Ontology annotation, molecular function: arginyl-tRNA--protein transferase activity.